Molecule: messenger RNA, 351 nt
Organism: Emys orbicularis (European pond turtle)
Lineage: Eukaryota; Metazoa; Chordata; Testudines; Emydidae
Product: C-C motif chemokine 21b-like
Exons: 3
Coding region: 1-351 (116 amino acids)
Biological process (GO): immune response
Cellular component (GO): extracellular region
Molecular function (GO): chemokine activity
Source: RefSeq, a predicted model, not a curated record
AUGACCCUCCGCAUCCUGCUGCUGCUGGCGGCUGCCCUGUGCAUCUGCAAGGCCCAAGGGAGCGAGAACCAGGCAUCCGACUGCUGCCUGAGCCACAAGAAUCGUCCCAUCCCACUCCAUCUCCUCUCCGCCUACAGAAUCCAGAGUCCCGAGACAGGCUGCCGGCUCUCAGCUAUUGUGUUCAUCACCAAGAAGAACAGGAAUCUCUGUGCCCCGCCCAGUGCUCGCUGGACCCGUGACCUGAUGGAGAAACUGGAUAGGAAAAAAGGACAAACCACAGCGGUCGGCGCCGUGAAACAUGUCCGCUCGAAGGGAGCCAAGCACCGCAAGCAGAGAAAGCCCCAGCACUAA